UGGCAGGAACUAAUGGGGAUCCAUAAUAAAUAAAAAUACAAAUAAAUCAUCAAACCAAUUUUAAGAUUCAUACAGAUUUGAUUGGUGCACAUAACACAUCUAUCACAACAUUAACAAGAUACAGGAGAAAAAUAGAUGUUCUUUAUUCAGAAUUCCCUUCAGUGUUUAACUGAGUGUUUUGCUUUGGGAGAAACUGAAUGUAAAUUUACCAUGGCAGCCAGUUGUAUGAAUGACUCCCCUUUAUAGCUGCUGUAGCAGUCAGUGACGCACUCUGGGUUCCAUGGCCAAUGAAGUUAUAGUGUUUCUGUCUAACAAGGUGAGAUAUUCUGCCUUUAAAUCCCAACCCAUUUACUAGAGAUGCAGCCCUGCCGGUGGUAUGUGAUGCAUAAAUGUAUAUACACACAUGCACACAAACACACAUCAAUUAGAGUUUACAGGAGACGUGGCACGGAAGUGCUCUACAGAGUGAAGAUGGUCUGAGCUGUGAAUCACACACAUCAUUUACUGAGGCCUCUGAGGUGACAAUGAGAGAGGGUGGGGGUGAGUGGGAGGGGGCAAAUAGAAAGAGGGAAAUAGAAUGAGAGGUAAAGGAAGAGUGAGAGGUGACAAAAGAACAGGCUAAUGCACAGGCACAUGACUAGGGUAUAGAUCAGGAAAUCCUAAUCCUAGUUCUUGGGAUUUAGGUUGAGAGGGAGAGAGGCAUGGAACAGGCUAUCUGUGUGUGUUUUGGUUUAGCUAUCCUUGUGGGGAUCAAGGAUAGUAAAACAAGGAAAAUUCAGACAAGUGGGGACAUUUUGCCUGUCCCCACAAGGAAAAAGGCUAUUUUAGGCUUGAGGAUUAGGGUUAGAAUUAUUUUUGUUUGGGGUUAAGGUUAGGAUUAGGUUUAUGGAAAAUAGGAUUUUGAAUGAUAAUUAAUUGUUUGGUCCAUAGAAGGAUUGUAAAACAAACAAGUCUGUGAAUGGGGAAGUGAAUUCAGGGGCCAUUUUGGGGUGUGAAUCAGCAGUGGCAGUCACCGACGGACACUCACACCAACACAUAUACACUAACACAUACACUCAGUGUACACUAACACAUAGACCAACACAUACACUUAGUGUACACUAACACAUACACUCACACCAACACAUAUACACUCAGUGUACACUAACACAUACACUCACACCAACACAUAUACACUCAGUGUACACUAACACAUACACUUAGUGUACACUAACACAUACACUCACACCAACACAUAUACACUCAGUGUACACUAACACAUACACUCACACCAACACAUAUACACUCAGUGUACACUAACACAUACACUCACACCAACACAUAUACACUCAGUGUACACUAACACAUACACCAACACAUACACUCAGUGUACACUAACACAUACACCAACACAUACACUUAGUGUACACUAACACAUACACUCACACCAACACAUAUACACUCAGUGUACACUAACACAUACACUCACACCAACACAUAUACACUCAGUGUACACUAACACAUACACUCACACCAACACAUAUACACUCAGUGUACACUAACACAUACACUCACACCUGCGCUGUGCAGAUUUAUUAGGGUGGCAUCAGGACAAGCUGGUUAAAUGUGUCACCCCUGACGCACGCUAUGCCAAAAGAGGGAAGGAGAGAGGUAGAUAGUGAAAAAGAAAGAUGGAAAUGAGAGGGAGAGAGGUUGGUUUAUUGGGCCUCCCUGUCAGCCUCACCGACAGUACUGGGCAAUAUUUACAACUCAGGGUAGAUGGAUUGAGAGAAGAUAGGAGAGAGGGAGGUAUAUAAGGCAGGGUAUGGAUCCAGAGCAAAGCACCUGAUUGAGACCUGCAGGGAUCCACAGAGAAAGAGAGAAAGAAGAAAACGUAGCAUAGAAACGGCAUCUUCUACAGUUGGUUCUGACACAGUGUUGCCACCAGCUUCAAACACAACAACAGACAAAUAUAGCUGCAGACUCUGUUGCAGUACAGACGGCUAGGAAACAGCUACCGGCAGACAGACAGGAGUGCAGCACCUGUAGGACAGUACAGACAGUAGACAGUACUACAGACAGCUGAGGCAGUACAGAAGGUCCAGUACAGACAUGCAGUGUAAGCGUUUUGUUUCGUGUGUUCUGCUGCUUACCACCGCCGCCGGACCCCUCCUCACACACCCAGUCUCACACUCUAACGGGAUGUCCUACACCGGAACAGAGGAGGACCAGGUGGUGAGUCCAGAGGAACUGUCCCGUUCUGACCACACCUACAGAUUCUACAGUGCACCUGGCCUUGGCAAUCUAAGAUCAGCAGUGUUCAGCCCAGACAAGGCCGUGAGAGAGGUGCUGUUGGAAACACCAGCUCUGAGCCCUCAACCUCAUUUCCUGGGCAGCAGAAGAGAGUACAGAAAGAGAACCACCACAGAGUGCUUCUGGAAGUAUUGUGUCUAGGAGUGACACACACGAUACAUAGUAUGUAUUUAUUCUGUUGUGUUCAGUCACAGCUCAGGUGUACAUAGUGAAAUAGUGAAUAUGAGUAAUAAACAUGACUGUGUAGUGUUGUAUGUACAAUAAUGAAUAAAACAGUAUGUUUG
Molecule: messenger RNA, 2576 nt
Organism: Oncorhynchus keta (chum salmon)
Lineage: Eukaryota; Metazoa; Chordata; Actinopteri; Salmoniformes; Salmonidae
Product: prepro-urotensin II-beta-like
Exons: 4
Coding region: 2092-2433 (113 amino acids)
Biological process (GO): regulation of blood pressure; blood vessel diameter maintenance
Cellular component (GO): extracellular region
Molecular function (GO): hormone activity
Source: RefSeq, a predicted model, not a curated record